GAUGCUGCUCCUCUAUUCGUGCAGUUAAUAUUUACAGAUUGAAGGUAAUCCAUAGCUCACCUGUUGGUAACGCAGCAGGUGCUGUACCUGACUCAUUUUUGAUAAAUGUAGGAACUUUGUAGGUAGGUGUGCAGCUUUAAUACGCUGCUUUUAUUUUAAGUUUUUAUUCUCAUUCAUAAACAAAGCGUAGCUAAUGAAGAAGCAAGUGGAUCUGGACGCUCCACUGCUACAUAUUUUUAAAAGCAACUUUAUCGGCAGAUUUUAAGUUUUUCAGAGAAACAGUGGAGUUUUCGCUGCCAAGCUGCGGGCCAGGUUCCACUAUGACCGAGCGGACCCCUCUCCUUCACUACCGCCUGGUGAGCAGCGUCAAUGAGUCCGAGCAGCAGCCGGCUCCUCCGGCCAGGGAAGCCCCGGAGCAGCUCCCGGGCAGCCCGAGGCAGAGGUCCUCCCAGCAGCGGCAACAACCCAAGAAGCUCUCCAUUUUCUUCGGUGUGGUGAUUCCCACCCUGCUGUCCAUGUUCAGCGUGGUCGUCUUCCUCAGGAUAGGUUUUGUGGUGGGGCAGGCUGGACUGUACCAAGCGAUUGCCAUGUUCCUGGUGGCGUACUUCAUUAUCUCCAUGACUGUGCUGUCAGUGUGUGCUAUUUCCACCAAUGGAGCCUUGGAUGCUGGAGGCGCCUAUUACAUGAUCAGCCGAGCCCUGGGUCCUGAGUUUGGUGGCAGCAUCGGCCUCAUGUUUUUUCUGGCUAAUGUUUGUGGCUGCGCCCUCUAUGUGUUGGGUCUGGUGGAAGCCAUUCUGUCAACAUUUGGAAUACCAGAAGACCAGACUGUUGCAGCCUCUCCACACCAAAUACUGCCAACCGGUUACUGGUGGUCUCUGCUCUAUGCCACCGGUGUUGCCUUGCUGUGCCUUUUCGUGUGUCUGAUUGGAGCCCACAUCUAUGCAAAGGCAACUUUCAUCAUCUUCCUGGUGGUCAUGUUUGUCCUCUGCACCAUCUUUAUAAGCUUUUUUGCAACAUCGCCUAGAGUCAUCACACUGCCAAGCUCAGCAUUCAAUACAACAGGGACUCCCACUACAGCCAACUUUACUGGCUUUAAGCUGGAGACGCUAAGGGGGAACCUGUUUGGUGGCUAUGCUUUAGAUUACACAACAGGAACAAUGAUGACCUUUGCCACUGUCUUUGCUGUGAUGUUCAACGGUUGCACUGGCAUCAUGGCUGGCUCGAACAUGUCCGGUGACCUGAAGAAUCCCAGCUUCUCUAUUCCUCGUGGAACCAUCACAGCCGUGAUCUUCACUUUCAUCAUCUACAACCUGCUAAUCAUUCUCGUAGCCUGCACCUGUGACCG
Messenger RNA from Austrofundulus limnaeus, 1345 nucleotides. RefSeq names its product solute carrier family 12 member 9. The record is from RefSeq and is a predicted model, not a curated record. NCBI's taxonomy places the organism in Eukaryota, Metazoa, Chordata, Actinopteri, Cyprinodontiformes, Rivulidae. Gene Ontology annotation, cellular component: membrane. Gene Ontology annotation, biological process: potassium ion homeostasis; chloride transmembrane transport; chloride ion homeostasis. Gene Ontology annotation, molecular function: potassium:chloride symporter activity.